This is a messenger RNA of Sporisorium graminicola, 3624 nucleotides long. RefSeq lists its product as uncharacterized. Lineage: Eukaryota; Fungi; Basidiomycota; Ustilaginomycetes; Ustilaginales; Ustilaginaceae. Gene Ontology annotation, biological process: negative regulation of glycogen biosynthetic process; protein phosphorylation; intracellular signal transduction. Gene Ontology annotation, cellular component: cytoplasm; cytosol; nucleus. Gene Ontology annotation, molecular function: protein serine/threonine kinase activity; ATP binding. Bases 1 to 3624 code for a protein of 1207 amino acids. The transcript has a single exon. The record is from RefSeq and is a predicted model, not a curated record.
AUGCCUCUAGAACAGAUCAGACCCGUCGCAGCGCUCAACUCGUCCGAGUCGCUGCGGCGUCAGAGCUACUUUGACUACGCUCCAUCUUCUUCCUACAACACCUCGCAACACAUUCAAGACGAUGCCGACAGCGACUCGGACAGAGAGCACGUGGGUGGUGAUGACGACGACUACGAUGCAUACUCCGACCGCCACAAGCGAUACUCGACCUCUUCACGCUCAAGCGAGUCGAUGAGCCUCGCUAAGCUUGGCGGCGUAGGAGGUGUCACCCGCUCAGGAAGCUGGGGUCGCAACUCUUUGCCAGAAGCUUCGCUCUCGUCUCGACAGACGGGUGAUGAUAAACGCUCCUCCUUGUUCAAAUCACACCACUCUUCACUUGCCAGGUACAACGAGGAUGACGAGGAUGGAGAGGGUUCUGCCGGCUCUUCGGAUGUUGCGACGAGCGACGCAACCUUCAACCCGCCAGGUCGGCGCAGCUCCGAUAGCGAACACGUCACCGCCUCGCACCCGACUCUGUCUACCUCUCUAGAUCAACCUCGAUAUGUAGGCGCACCAGCGUCUUCUCGCACAUCCACUGCAUCCUCCGCUGCCGCUUUCUCUCUGCGCUCGUUGUCCAAUCGCAACUCGACAGGCAGCGUAUCAAGUUCGGCCUCUUCCAUCGUGUCUCGAGGCGAAAUCGACCGACUCACCACGACAAACCCGACAGAAUCGCCUCACACCAUGGAUACGAACUUGAUUGAGAAGCUGGCCGAGCCCUCACAUUCAUCAUCUGUCACCGCACCUUCGAGCCCCGCACGGAUCGACACGAUCGAUCAACAAGAGCGCGACGAGAGCAGCACCACCGAAAGAGAGGACGCUUCAGAUGCGGCAAGUGAAAAGACAGCAGAUUCUGGUACGCCCUGUGAUGAGGCCUCCGUCGCUGCAGAGCCUCCGGCCGCCCAACAGCCAGAGGAUACGCGGAGUGUGACCAGGAACCCACAACCGCCAUCGAACGUCGAGAGCGACGCCGUCGUUGCAGAGGCAACACCCGCUCUCCGACAGCCAUUCACACCAACAACAAACGAAAGUCAGCCGAUGGUCUCUCCUGUCGCGGAUCCUUGUCUGACGCCCAGCGCCGAGGAGCUUUUCACGUCUUCGGCUACUCACGUCUAUUCACCACUCGUUCCACGUCGUCAUUCAGGAAUGAUCAUGAUUCGGUCACGGUCCCAGCUGGGUCUGCAUCCUGGCCUCGCCAUGACGUUCGCUAACGCAGACGGAGGUAGAGCGGCUGCUCGAGAGCGUGCUCGCAAACAGAGCGGCUGGGAAAAUGCUCCAUUCAGUGUCCUCGAAGCUCAACGACAUGCCCGCUCCUUUGCCUAUUCACAGCCUUCGUCACCGCCCAGCGCUACGACCGCCCCGGUGGCGUGGGAUACCUCCGCUCCUGCUUCCUUCUUGCAGCCUGCUGCCAGCGUCACUGAGCAGCCGACCGUUCGAUCACCAAAGACAUCAGCGCGUCCUCUCGAUCGUCCAGUUCUGACUCCGCAGUCAUCACCUUCGCUGCCGCAGCCAAGUAAGGGCGCAGAUGCCCUCGUGCCAGCGCAACGUCCAGCUCCUUUGGCGCGCCAGAAGUCAGAACUCGUGCUGUCUCGCUCGGCUCUGGGUCGCAUCGACACACUACUCGGUUCGCCAAGCAACACUAGCAUCGAAACUUCCCGCCCUCCGUCCGCAGACAGUGCGACGAUCUCAACGUCGCCUGGCUCCAGGCUUCAACCUGUCCGAUCGCCAUCUGGCUCUGCCAUCGUCGGCGCCAGCAGUGUGCUCCGGACGCCCACUACAGAGGAGUGGUCCCGAUACCUAGAGAGCCAAGGCGUCGGACUCGGCGGCAGGAGAAGUCGAUCGGGAACCAGCUUCAGCUCGGGCUCAUCAGCACACCGAGGAAGUCGUCUGGCCCUUUCGAGCCUAUCAUCUACGUCCAAGCCCGACCUCAACGUCGGAGCGGCCGACUACGAUGACGAUAGCGAACUCGACAGCGACGACUCAGACGACCACGAUCUCGGCGUCGAGGUCAUGGAGAAGCUCAAGCAGCUCGGUCUCAGCCGUGCUGCUAGCAGAGCUGGCUCGGUGUUGGGAGAUGAGCUGGCCAGCCUGCACGAGGUGGACGAAGACGACCUCUCGCCAAUUUCGCCUCAGGUGCACCAGCUUCUGGCUCAGGCAGACGUAACGCCUCUCACACCCCUGGCCUCGACCAACAAGACACUUGCACCUGGAUUGGGCGGUCAGAGCAGCUCCAACACACCGCAGGCUACGCUCGAGCGAGGGAUCACAGUGCGCCUACCGCGCAGCAAGAGACCUACAGUGGUCGGCGAGUUACACGCUACAGCACACCUUCAUCCGCAGGACCAAAGAGACGAAAAGGGCAUUGCUGACUUCGAGAUUGUCUCUGACAUUGGUCGUGGUGCUUAUGGUCUGGUCAAGAAAGCGCGCAGGAAAGGUCCCGACGGUCGUGCGCAAGGUGAAGAGGUCGUCAUCAAGUACAUCAUCAAGAGUCGUAUUCUUGCAGAUUGUUGGCGCCGUCACCGUGUGCUGGGUCCCAUUCCGGUCGAGAUCCACGUCAUGGACCAGCUGCGGCGCAUUGCAUACGUGGCACCCACCAAGCCGCGACCAUGGUCGCCCAAACGUCCUACAACGCUGGAAGAAUAUCGUACGCAGAAACGGCUGGAGGCAGAGCAAAAAGACGCGCCGGUGAAGACCGGAGCAGUUCCUGCAACGCCGACUUCGCACCCAAACAUCUGCAGGAUGCUCGACUUCUUCGAAGAUCACGAGUUCUAUUACCUGGUGAUGCCAUGCUUCGGCCGCGGCCAAGAUUUGUUCGACUAUGUCGAGAGCGCGCCGGAUGGUCUUGCAGCUUCUCAGUGUCGUAGCAUUUUCGGUCAGGUAGCCGAUGCGCUCUGGUUCCUGCAUGCCAACAACAUUGUGCAUCGAGACAUUAAAGACGAGAAUGUCGUGUUGGAUGGUGAGGGCAAUGCGCAACUCAUCGACUUUGGCAGUGCCGCUCACGUCCGUCCGGGCAAGCUGUUCGACACGUUCAGUGGCACGUUGGACUACGCUGCCGCCGAGAUCCUGCAAGGAGAAAAGUAUGCUGGCCAGGCUCAGGACGUCUGGGCGCUCGGCGUGGUUGGCUUUGUGCUCUUGUGCGGAGAAUGUCCUUUCUGGAACGGCGAAGAAGCGGUGCAGGGCUUGGAGGAGGGUACAAGAGCCGCUCAGACGUUGAAGGAAAGGUGCAUGAUUGCGCGAGGCGGGCAUGCUGAUCCGGAGGAUCUCAUGGAUCAGGACCUCGACCUGGCACCGCUUGACCCGGCAUGGUCGCCGCGCAAGGGCAAGGAAGGACCGGAGCCUGACGGUGGUGGACGGGUGGACGACUUUGUGGAUCUCAUCUCGCGCUGCCUCGAGCUGGAUCCCGAAUUGAGGCCGUCCGCCGAGCAGAUCUGUCAACACCGAUUCCUCGCUGGGUCUGCAGGCUGGACCGGGCGUCGCGGGUGGCAGCGACUUAAAGAGCCGCUUGUGCCGUCUUGCACCACCUCGAACGAAAGCAAAGCAGCUGUAGCCACAGCGGCGGCGGCAGCAGCAGCAGUCUCUCCGAUGUGA